Molecule: messenger RNA, 3061 nt
Organism: Blastocystis hominis
Lineage: Eukaryota; Bigyra; Opalinata; Blastocystidae
Exons: 1
Coding region: 1-3045 (1014 amino acids)
Cellular component (GO): membrane; intracellular membrane-bounded organelle
Molecular function (GO): P-type calcium transporter activity; ATP hydrolysis activity; ATP binding
Source: RefSeq, a predicted model, not a curated record
AUGAUGGUUACGACGAUCCGAAAUGGAGAGAAGUGCCUGAUUUCGACGGAUGAUUUAGUUGUGGGUGAUAUCAUUCAGGUUUCUGGUGGAGACACUGUGCCCGCAGACUGCUACUAUUUGAAUGGUAGCAACGUGAAGAUGGACGAAUCCAAACUGACUGGAGAGUCCGAUCAGGUGGAUAAGAACGAAGUGAAGAAUCCUUUCCUUGUGUCCUCUACGGAGUGCCACGAAGGUUCUUGCACGGCGCUUAUCGUGGCUGUGGGUCAGCACAGUGUGUUCGGACACAUGCGAGCCAUGAUCGAGUCUGAGGGUGAAACCUAUACUCCUCUUCAAGUAAAGUUGGCUAAGUUGGCUAAACAGUUAUCUCUGAUGGGUUGCUUUAUGGGUGUUAUUACUAUGAUUUUCAUUAUUGCUAUGCACUUGUGGCAUUUCUUCAGCGGCGAAGGUACUGUUGAUGUGAAUGGAAAUCCCUAUUGGGACAGCAGUAACUGGACCGCCUUGGUGGAUGCUUUCACCACUGGUGUGGCGAUUAUGGUGCUGGCCAUUCCCGAGGGUCUGCCCUUGGCCGUCACGAUCGCUCUCGCCUAUUCGGUGAAGCGUAUGAUGAAGGAUAACAACUUGGUGCGUCACUUGAACGCUUGCGAGACCAUGGGAGGAGCGAACACGAUUUGCUCGGAUAAGACGGGAACGCUGACGCAGAACCAGAUGACCGUGGUGCAGGGAUGGGUCUACAACGAUAAGAACCAGACUGCCUUGCUGAACACGCUGAAGUGUGGAGACGAGGCUGAGUACAACGCUUUCAUUGCCAAGUGCGCUGAGAUUAAUGAGCAGGUGAAGCAGCUGCUCAUGGACAAUGCUUUGCUGAACAACGAGGCCUAUUUGACGAGCAACGAGCAAGGAAAGGAGCGCGGUGUUGGAUCGGCUCUGGAUAUCGCUCUGCUGCGUUGGGCUCGACUUCUGAAGGUGGAUUACAGUGCCGUGCGCGAGAAGUACCCUCUGCUGAACGCGGAGUCGGCUGCCGAUGCUACGGGAAUCGUGCGUCGCUUCCCCUUCCACUCCAACCGCAAGCGAGCCUCGGUGCUGGUGCGAUUGGCCAAUGGCAAGUAUCGUUUGUAUGUGAAGGGAGCGCCCGAGAUGGUGAUUCGUCUCUGCGAUGCCGUGGCUCUGCAGGACGGAAGCGUGAAGCAGCUCACUGGAACCUUCCAGGAAGAUAGUUCCGGCAACGUGACGGGCACGGGCUCGCGCUGCAAGCUGGUGAAGCACUGCAUCUACCCGAUGGCUAGACAGGCGCUGCGUGUGCUGGCGUUCGCCUACCGUGACUUUGAUUCGAUCGAGGACAUCGACAAGACUGUGCAGUACCCCACGGAGGAUCAGAAGGGAGUGGGCGAAUGCCCGGUGAUGGAGAACUUCCUCACGCUGGUGGCGUUCCUGGGCUUCCAGGACCCCGUGCGUCCCGAAGUGCCUGAAGCCGUGCUGUCUUGCCAGAAGGCCGGUAUCUUCGUGCGCAUGGUGACGGGAGACAACAUGGAAACCGCCAAGGCCAUCGCUCGUCAGUGCAACAUCUACCACCACGACACUUGGAAGGACCCGAACGGAAGAGAGUGGCCUGCUGGUCGCGCGAUCCUGGGUUCGCAGUUCCGAGAGAUCGUGGGAGGACUGACUCUGCCGCCUCACUUCUAUCAUGAGUGCCACUGCAAGGACUGCUCGAACGACGAGUACUUCGUUCCCGACUACAAGACUCCCGAUUACCCCGUGCACUUCGGCUAUCCCUCGAUUGUGGGUCACAAGGAUCACCACUGCGCCGAUUGGACCGAGGAGGCGAAGAAGAAGCGCGGCAGCGAUCCCAAGAGCCAGUGCACCGAGGAGUGCAAGCAGCGUGGCUGCAUGUGCCAGGUGAAGAACCCCAAGGACGAGCGCCAGCUGCAGCAGUUCUAUGUGGUGAAGAACCAGGGACAGUUCGAUCAGUUCGUGGACACGCUGCAGGUGAUGGCGCGUUCGGCUCCUACCGAUAAGCACUUGCUGGUAACGGGUCUGAUGGAGCGUCAUCAGGUGGUGGCCGUGACGGGUGAUGGAACCAACGAUGGUCCUGCUCUUUCCAAGUCCAACGUGGGUUUCGCUAUGGGAAUCACGGGUACCAGCGUGGCCAAGGACGCUUCGGAUAUCGUGCUGAUGGAUGAUAACUUCAUCUCUAUCGUGAAGGCCGUGAUGUGGGGACGGAACGUGUACGACUCCAUCCGCAAGUUCCUGCAGUUCCAGCUGACCGUGUCCUUCGUGGCUUGCAGUGUGUCGUUCAUUUCCGCUAUCACCCUGGAGGAGUCGCCUAUGACGGCUGUGCAGGUGUUGUGGAUCAACUUGGCUAUGGAUACGAUGGCUGCUCUGGCUCUGGCCACCGAAAGCCCGACUCCCAAGCUGCUGGACCGUUUGCCUUACAGCAAGACCGAGUCGCUGAUUUCCCAGACCAUUAUUCGUAACAUUAUCGUUCAGACCCUUUGCCAUGUGAUCAUUUUGCUCCCGAUCGUGUACAAUGGUCAUCGCAUGUUCAACAUCCCGAUUGGCUCGAUGCUGGGAGUGGGUCAUACGCCUACUGUUCAUUAUACCCUGGUGUUCAACGUGUUUGUAGCUCUGCAGAUUUUCAACGAGCUGAACUCACGUCGAAUCAACAACGAGUGCAACGUGAUGGAGCACAUGGCCACGAACACGCUGUUCUGGGGCGUUCUCAUCCUUUCUAUUGUACUUCAGGUUCUGCUUGUGCAGUUUGCCAAUACCUUCUUUACCACGCAUCCUCUGACUUGGCAGGAGCAUCUUUUCUGUAUUUGCGUGGGUUUCCUGUCGAUUCCUCUGUACCAGUUGGCUCGUACGGUGCCUACUACUUGGUUCCGCAGUUUCGGAGGUGGUAAGGAAGUCAAGUUUGAUACUAGCUCGCGUGACUACUUGAUGAGAAGAAACGAUCUGUCGAAUGCUUCUCUUCGUAGUGUUACUUCAGCCCAGUUUAUGAAUACUCCUUCGACUAUUCCUAACUUGUUCUCUAGUAUUCGCAGAGUAUAACUGUUGUUUAUGCCAA